AGCAUAUUCUAUGGACUAGGUUUGACCAUUCAGAUCGCUAGUUGUGUCCAUUUUGUUAGGUGAUUGGAGAGUAUCUCAUAUUCGCAGUGAUUGGUGCUGGGACAGUUCUUACAAACGCGGGUUUUGUAAUUCUACUGUGUAAAAUGCUGUAACUACAUAUCUGCAAAUAAAUAAAACUGAUAAGGAAGUGUGCACACCACCAAUCAUGUCCGUUUUCUUCGUAAAUACCGCUGAAGGGGAGAGUGAGCCUGAUGCAUCUUCAGAUGGUAAUUCAAACCCACAAGCGCAGUCGGAGGCACAUCAGGCAUUGGCUACGUUUUGGGAUCGUGUUACAGAUGAAAUAAAAAAGAUUGGAACGAUGGACUUGAAAACGCAAGCACUGCCUUUAGCCAGAAUUAAGAAGAUAAUGAAAUUAGAUGAAGAUGUUAAAAUGAUAAGUGCCGAGGCGCCAAUGCUAUUUGCUAAGGCUGCUGAAAUCUUCAUUCAUGAAUUAACGUUAAGAGCAUGGAUACAUACUGAGGACAACAAGAGGAGGACAUUACAGAGGAAUGAUAUUGCUAUGGCUAUCACAAAGUAUGAUCAGUUUGAUUUUUUGAUUGACAUUGUUCCUAGAGAUGAGCUAAAACCAAAUAAAUCUAGGGAUGAUGGUGCAGUUCGAACGACUUCAAUGAAUCCUGAUCAGGUACACUACUACUUUCAACUAGCUCAGCAACAUCAAGCAGCUCUCCAGCAGACAAAUCAACAAACUGGAUCAGCAAAUCAAGCAACUAUUCAGAUAGUACAGCCUGGACAGGUUCAGACUGUUGCUAUUCCUAAUGCUGCAGUUGAGCAGGUGACACAAGUUGGGACAAACUCCGCAACUACAACAACGGUGGCUGCACAGCAGCAUCAGGCAGCUGCACAGCAGCCAGCGCAGGUCAUCCAGCUGCAGCAGACAGGGCAGGUCGCUGCUGCACAGCCCGCAGGCGGGAUACAGAUAGUCCAGCAAAUUGUUGCCCCCUCUGGGGACAUACAGCAAGUACCGAUUCAGUUAACUCCGCAACAACUACAAAUGAUAAGAAUGCAGAUGCAAGGUGGUACAAAUCAGCCAAUUAUAAUUCAGACGGCCCCACUACAGACGAUACAGCAGGCAGGGCAGCCACAGAUCAUACAGGUUGCCCCGCAGUCUGGAGGGGGGACGCCUGUUUAUCUGACUCAAGCAGCUGAUGCUACAAAUGGGGAAAAUGAGUAAUUAAGGGCACUCAGAAUAUUUUAUAAUGUGAAUUGUCCACAGUGAAAUGGACAGACUUCAAAUAAACCUAUCAAGUUGCUGUGAACUUUAAAAUUUGUGACCACAAAUGCGUGUGAAUGUUGGGAACCACCAGCUACCCUCGAUAGUUAUUCCUGUAUGCUAGCAUACUGCGAACUUGGGAAACAAUAUAUGUUGGGAACCACCAGCUACCCUCGAUAGUUAUUCCUGUAUGCUAGCAUACUGCGAACUUGGGAAACAAUAUUCUCACACCCAUGUUCCACUGGCUCAUUCAAAGAGUUUAGUGUUAUUUAUAUUUAAAUGACGACUGUUUUCAACUUUUGACUUUUGUACAGAAGGAAUGAAGUGUGUUUCAUUUAAAGUAUGUUCUACUUAAUUGUAUAUGCAUGUGUGAGUGUGAAUGUGCAAUAACUGGAAAUUUGUAGGUCCAGAUCAAUCUACAUAUGUAACAUCCAAAUGCAAUAAUUGUGCAGUAAUUUAUUUUGUGUAUAGUUGUAAUAAAAGUUUUCAUAUAACAAC
Messenger RNA from Schistocerca americana (American grasshopper), 1768 nucleotides. Its product is annotated as nuclear transcription factor Y subunit gamma-like. Gene Ontology annotation, cellular component: nucleus; CCAAT-binding factor complex. The transcript is spliced from 8 exons. Lineage: Eukaryota; Metazoa; Arthropoda; Insecta; Orthoptera; Acrididae. Gene Ontology annotation, molecular function: protein heterodimerization activity; DNA-binding transcription activator activity, RNA polymerase II-specific; DNA binding. Gene Ontology annotation, biological process: regulation of DNA-templated transcription. Bases 206 to 1231 code for a protein of 341 amino acids. The record is from RefSeq and is a predicted model, not a curated record.